GAAUGUGUAUUGGAAAUCGUGAUUUCGAAUUUCAAUGCUUCAAACGGACUUCUUAAUUGAAAACCAAACAGAUACUAGUUUGUUCAUUGUUUCUCACUCUGCCAAUAUGAGACUGUAUAGGUGGUGACCGGAGCCGAACUCACCAAUAAAAAAUAGUCGGCCCAAUAUUAUUGUGACACGUGUCACACACACACGCUGCUAUAAAACAUGUUCCCUCACUCUUUCCUCACACUCGCAGAAACACUGAUGACAUGAACAAUGUUGUUGCCAAUGGCGAAAAGCAUAACACACUUCAGCACUUAUCAAACUUGUAACAGCAGCUAUAAGAACAAACCAAACUAUGGCAAAUCGAAUAGCGACAUCUUCUUCGGAAAAUCUUCAACAACAAGAUUGUUGGCUUUGAAUUUGGAUGUUCCUCGCAGCACAAGUACUACUACUAUCGGUUGUGUCUCUGCCUUGUUGGAUGAAAAUGCAGAAAUUCGAAAACUCUACGAGAUGGGUGAUCUCGGAAAUGCUGUAGAAUUGCUCAGGAGGGCACGAAAAUGUGAGAUUGAUUUGAAUACUUACUGUUCAAUCUUGCAGCUAUGUGCUGAGCACAAGUGUUUGCAAGAGGGUAAGAUGGUUCAUUCAAUUGUCUCCUCCAAUGGCAUGAGGGUUGAAGGGAUUUUGGGUGCUAAACUAGUGUUCAUGUAUGUGAGUUGUGGAGAAUUAAGACAAGGGAGACUGAUAUUUGAUCAGAUUCCUAAUGAUAAGGUUUUUCUGUGGAAUCUUAUGAUGUCUGAAUAUGCAAAGGUUGGAGAUUAUAGUGAAAGUAUACAUCUGUUUAGGAAAAUGAAGAGCUUUGGAGUCACAGGAAAUUCUCAUACAUUUCCAUGUAUCUUGAAGUGUUUUGCUGUUUUAGGAAGGGUAGGAGAGUGUAAAAUGAUUCAUGGGAGUAUCUAUAAACUUGGUUUGGGUUCUCAUAACACUGUUGCUAAUUCAAUGAUUGCUGCAUACUUCAGGUGUGGUGAAGUUGACAGUGCACACAAGGUGUUUGAUGAAUUGGCUGACCGAGAUGUUGUUUCCUGGAAUUCUAUGAUAAGUGGGUCGGUGAUGAAUGGUUUUUCUCAUGAUGGGCUAGAGUUCUUCAUUCAGAUGCUUAUUUUGAGAGUUGGUGUUGAUUUGGCUACAUUGGUUAAUGCUCUUGUGGCUUGUGCAAGUAUUGGAAGUCUUUCAUUGGGUAAAGCACUUCAUGGUAUUGGAGUCAAAGCAUCUUUCAGUAGUGAGGUUAUGUUUAGCAAUACCUUAAUAGACAUGUAUUCAAAAUGUGGUGAUUUAAAUGGUGGAAUUCGAGUUUUUGAGAAGAUUGUUCAAAGAAGUCUUGUUUCUUGGACAAUCAUUAUUGCUUGUUAUGUACGAGAAGGUUUAUAUGAUGAUGCAAUCAGGUUAUUCUAUGAAAUGGAAAGCAAAGGGAUUAGCCCAGAUGUUUAUUCCGUGACUGGCAUCCUUCAUGCUUGUGGUUGUAGCAACUCAUUGGACAAAGGAAGAGAUGUACACAAUUACCUUAGAAAGAUCAACAUGGACUUGAGCUUGCUUGUGUGUAAUGCUCUCAUGGAUAUGUAUGCAAAAUGUGGAAGCACGGAAGAAGCUCAUUUAGUUUUCUCUCAGAUUCCAGUUAAGGACCUUGUCUCGUGGAACACCAUGAUUGGAGGUUAUUCGAAAAACUCUCUCCCCAAUGAUGCUCUUAAACUUUUUGCUGAGAUGCAAAAAGAAUCAAGACCUGAUGACAUAUCAUUGGUUUGCAUUCUUCCAACUUGUGGAAGCCUUGCUGCUUUAAAGAUAGGCAGAGAGAUACAUGGGCACAUAUUGAGAAAUGGGUACUCUUCAGAUUUGCAUGUAGCCAAUGCACUUGUUGAUAUGUAUGCAAAAUGCGGGUCACUAGUUCAAGCACAGUUGCUCUUUGACAUGAUUCCUGAGAAGGAUCUCAUCUCUUGGACUACUAUGAUCGCUGGAUAUGGGAUGCAUGGGUUUGGAAGUAAAGCAAUUGCCGCUUUUCAGAAGAUGAGGAUUGCAGGUAUUAAGCCUAAUGAGAUCACCUUCACUUCGAUACUUCAUGCUUGCAGUCAGUCUGGAUUACUGAAGGAGGGGUUGGAAUUCUUUAAUUCCAUGGAAAGUAAAUGCAACAUUAAGCCCAAGUUAGAACACUAUGCAUGCAUGGUUGAUCUCCUAGCCCGUACUGGAAAUCUAUCCAAAGCCUACAAGUUCAUUGAGGCAAUGCCUGUUAAGCCAGAUGCUAUAAUUUGGGGUUCCUUGCUUCGUGGGUGUAGGAUCCAUCAUGAUGUUAAGUUAGCAGAAAAAGUGGCAGAGCAUGUUUUUGAGCUAGAGCCAGAGAACACUGAAUAUUAUGUUCUUUUGGCAGACAUCUAUGCAGAAGCUGAAAAAAGGGAGGUAGUGAAGAAGUCACAAGAGAAGAUUGGUAAGAAGGGACUGAAAAAGAUGGAAAAUGGUGCUUACAUCACAAAUGGUGACAAGAGAGACAAGAAGAGAAAAGAGAGGAGCGAUGGACAUCAUAGAUAAUGUGAUGUAACACAAAAAGAGAGAUGGAAACAGAAAAAUUGAAAAAUGUGUGGUGGAUUUAUUGUAGGGUGUCUAAAAAUCAAAGUUGAUAAAGAUACCAACUACAGUUAAUUUGCUCCCCAUUUCUUUGUACUAAAUUCGAAUCUACAGCUAACAUGAUUGAAUUGGACAUUGACUCACUAAUCAAAAUAUUAUCAGCUCACUUCUUUCUUACGA
Messenger RNA from Lotus japonicus, 2772 nucleotides. Its product is annotated as pentatricopeptide repeat-containing protein DOT4, chloroplastic. Bases 259 to 2556 code for a protein of 765 amino acids. NCBI's taxonomy places the organism in Eukaryota, Viridiplantae, Streptophyta, Magnoliopsida, Fabales, Fabaceae. Gene Ontology annotation, biological process: RNA modification. The record is from RefSeq and is a predicted model, not a curated record. The transcript has a single exon. Gene Ontology annotation, molecular function: RNA binding; protein binding.